This is a messenger RNA of Molossus molossus (Pallas's mastiff bat), 943 nucleotides long. It is a transcript of the gene CRYBB1, whose product is annotated as crystallin beta B1. Bases 98 to 850 code for a protein of 250 amino acids. The record is from RefSeq and is a predicted model, not a curated record. Gene Ontology annotation, molecular function: structural constituent of eye lens. Gene Ontology annotation, biological process: lens development in camera-type eye; visual perception. The transcript is spliced from 6 exons. NCBI's taxonomy places the organism in Eukaryota, Metazoa, Chordata, Mammalia, Chiroptera, Molossidae.
GGGGGGUCGGCCCCGAAUUGCCCACAGCACCCACCCGCCCAGCUGCCUGUCCUCGAGCAGGAAGUAGCAGGUCCCCAGACAUUUGCAGGUGGGAACCAUGUCUCAGCCUGCCAAGGCCUCCACAACAGCUGCAGCGAACCCAGGGCCGGAUAGCAAGGGGAAGGGGGCCCCGCCCGCAGGCCUGGCCCCAGGUCCCGGCUCCGCCCCGGCCCCAGCAUCUGUGCCCAUGCCCACUGCCAAAGUGGGGGACCUGCCCCCUGGGAGCUACCGGCUGGUGGUCUUUGAGCAGGAGAACUUCCAGGGCCAUCGGGUGGAAUUCUCCGGGGAGUGCUCGAACCUGGGAGACCGCGGCUUCGACCGAGUGCGCAGCCUCAUCGUCAUCUCUGGACCCUGGGUCGCCUUUGAACAGUCCAACUUCCAGGGGGAGAUGUUCGUCCUGGAGAAAGGCGAGUACCCGCGCUGGGACACCUGGUCCAGCAGCCACCGCAGCGACCGGCUCAUGUCCUUCCGCCCCAUCAGGAUGGACUCCCAGGAGCACAAGCUCUGCCUGUUUGAAGGAGCCAACUUCAAGGGCAACACCAUGGAGAUCCAGGAGGACGAUGUGCCCAGUCUCUGGGUCCACGGCUUCUGUGACCGCGUGGGCAGUGCGAGGGUCUCCAGUGGAACCUGGGUAGGCUAUCAGUAUCCCGGCUACCGCGGGUACCAGUACCUCCUGGAGCCUGGGGACUUCCGGCACUGGAACGAGUGGGGAGCCUUCCAGCCGCAGAUGCAGGCGGUGCGCCGCCUGCGUGACAAGCAGUGGCAUCGGGAGGGCUGCUUCCCCGUCCCGGCUGCGGAGCCCUCCAAGUGAGUCCACACUCCCCCGUUUCUCCCUCCUCUCAUCCGUUCCUCAGGCUCCAUUUCCCCGUCUUUCUCCUGCAAAUAAAAGUUCCUAAAGCCAAAA